This is a messenger RNA of Lodderomyces jiufengensis, 1473 nucleotides long. Its product is annotated as microtubule-binding protein. Gene Ontology annotation, biological process: regulation of microtubule polymerization or depolymerization; spindle assembly; protein localization to microtubule plus-end. Lineage: Eukaryota; Fungi; Ascomycota; Pichiomycetes; Serinales; Debaryomycetaceae. The transcript has a single exon. Bases 1 to 1473 code for a protein of 490 amino acids. The record is from RefSeq and is a predicted model, not a curated record. Gene Ontology annotation, cellular component: spindle midzone; microtubule plus-end; cytoplasmic microtubule. Gene Ontology annotation, molecular function: microtubule plus-end binding.
AUGGUUGUUACAGAAUCAAGAACUGAGUUACUACAAUGGUUGAAUACUAUGUUAGAUUUGAAUUAUACCAAAAUUGAACAAUGUGGAACAGGAUCAGCAUUUUGUCAAUUAAUGGAUUCAAUAGUUGGAUCAGUUCCAUUAAAUAAAGUUAAAUUUAAUGCAACUACAGAUUAUGAUUUUAGACAUAAUUGGAAAAUUUUACAACUGGAAUUUACAAAACAUAAAAUUACAAAAAAUAUUGAUGUUGAAAGAUUAAUAAAAUGUAGAUUACAAGAUAAUUUAGAUUUAUUACAAUGGUUUAAAAGAUAUUGGAAUGAAAAUAAUGAUUUUAAUUCAAAUUAUGAUUCAAUUUCAAAAAGAAAAAUUAGUGCAAGUCCUCAUCAAACUUUAAAACCUGUAAAUAAUAAUUCUAUAACUAAUAUGACUCCAAAUAAUAAUAAAGCUUCAACUUUACCUUUAGGAUCAAAAGAUCAUCAUCAAUUAAAUCAAAAUCAUUAUAGUGGUAAUGGGAAUAACAAAUUAAAUCAAUUGAAUAAUAGUAAUAAUAAUAGCCCAAAUAAUGGAAUCUCCACUAAUAAUUAUAAUGGGCAUUCACCAAAUGAUUUUGUAUCAUCAAAUUAUACAAGUAGUAAUAUGUCAAAUAAAAUUAGACCACCAAAAAGAUCGUUAACUCCAUCGACUUCAAGAAUUACAACUCCAAUACAUCAUAAAUCCUCAACAUCGAGAAAAACUUCAGGUAAUAAUAAUAUACAUGUUGAAAAAAGAAUAAAUUCAAAUAAUCAUAAUUUAGCUUAUAAUCAAAACACUAUAAUUGACGAUUUAAAUAAUAAUCGUAAUCACAUUAAUAUCAAUAACAAUAAUAAAUUACACGAUUCUGCACAGUAUUCCAGUGAAAUUACCACAGGUACUACAAUAAACGGAUAUAGCACUCAAAACAAUUCAAAUUAUCAAUCAUCAUAUUACUCAGAUCAACAACAACUACAACAACAACCUCAUCAUAAUGAUCAGAAUCAAAAUCAACAUCAAAAAGAAAUUGAAUUAUUAUUAAAUGAUUAUAAUCAAUUAAAUAAAGAAUAUAAUCAAUUAGAACUAAAUUUAAAAGAAAUUGAAUUAAAUAAUGAAACUUUACAUAUUCAAAAGAAUUUUUAUUUUAAUAAAUGUAGAGAUAUUGAAGUUUUAAUUCAACAUUUAACUUCAAAUAAUCAAAACAAUACAGAUAUUAUGAAUAAAAUUGAUUUAUUCACAUUUAUGAAAAAAAUUGAAGAUAUACUAUAUGCAACUGAAGAAGGUUUUAGUAGUAAUUCAAAUAGUGAUGAAAUAAAUUUCAAUAAUAAUUCAAAUAAUAAUGAUAAUGAUAAUUUAAAUUUACAAACAGGUGGGAGUAUUAGUUUUAAUAAUAAUGAUAUUAAUACUAAUGGUAGUAGUAAUAAUCAAAUUGAUUCUGAUAAUAUGUUGGAUACUAAUUCAUUUUGA